Labeo rohita (rohu) is the source of this 3374-nucleotide messenger RNA. RefSeq names its product 5-hydroxytryptamine (serotonin) receptor 2C, G protein-coupled-like 1 (gene htr2cl1). Gene Ontology annotation, cellular component: plasma membrane; dendrite. Gene Ontology annotation, molecular function: neurotransmitter receptor activity; G protein-coupled serotonin receptor activity. Gene Ontology annotation, biological process: chemical synaptic transmission; G protein-coupled receptor signaling pathway, coupled to cyclic nucleotide second messenger. Lineage: Eukaryota; Metazoa; Chordata; Actinopteri; Cypriniformes; Cyprinidae. The coding region runs from base 696 to 2249 and encodes 517 amino acids. The record is from RefSeq and is a predicted model, not a curated record. The transcript is spliced from 7 exons.
UCCUCGUCCUGCCAGAGGCUUGCGUUCUUGAGGAAUUCGUCAUCAAUGAAAGUGAAGGAAGACUAAACAGGAGAGGAGAAACGCUACAAUGCCGGCAGGUCAGAGGAGACAGGCUAUUCCUUAAUGGGAAGCUGAUAUCUUGGAUGAUGCGAAAACCGUGGGUUGCAGCUCGGAUUGACCCAUCAUAAAGCACAAAGAGGAAACAUGACGGAGAAGACAAAAAAAGAAGAGAAACAUAUUAAUCAGAAGCGGGCGGCUCUUCAGUCGGAGAGAGGGCUUUGAUUGACAGCUGACUGUGGAUAAGCUCCCGACGGUUCACCCUGCAGUCCUGCCCGCUGAAGGAGCUUUCAGGGACAGAGCACCACUGGUAGCCCGAAAUGGAUGGAUCUUUCUGUAACUGAUUAUUUGUGCUUCCUCCAAUAUUAUGAUGGAGAUAUUCUCAAGUCAAGUCGACAGUGCUGUCAUUCAUCCCUUAAACAAUAUACGGCUUCAAUGAAGAAGAUCCUGAGCUAGAAACUCGCACAAGGAAAUGCUAUGGAUAUCCUCAGCGCUGUAGAUUUCUCCUUCACAUAGCAUUUUGAGUGGAUCGCUUCAUCAGUUUUUGAAUUUCCAAACUCUUCUUCCCGUUAGUGGCUUUCAGUAGCCAUGAGUGGAAGAAGCUCAGAUUGAUACAGGGAGACAGGAAAAGACAUCAGAUGAUGGGGGCACCUGGCGGGCCAGUUCUGGGCGGGUUUGGCUCUACGACAUCCUCCCUAGACCUCGUUGGCUGGAUGGUCUGGCCUGGAAAUACCACCGUGAGCCUGAAUCAGAGCUUUUUCGCAACUGAGUACAGCUUUAAUCUCUCCUCCUUUUCUUCGUCUUCUCCUCAUGGGGUCGAAAAGGAGUCGAUGAAGGAGAAGAACUGGCCGGCCCUGCUGAUUCUUGUGAUUAUCUUUCUGACGAUAGGAGGAAAUAUUUUGGUCAUUUUGGCCGUGUCGCUGGAGAAGAAGCUGCAGAAUGCAACAAACUUCUUCCUGCGCUCGCUCGCGGUGGCGGACAUGCUGGUCGGCAUCUUGGUCAUGCCCAUCUCGCUCAUUAACAUCUUGUAUGAUUAUGCCUGGCCAUUGCCUAGCGCUCUCUGUCCUAUUUGGAUAUAUCUGGAUGUGCUUUUCUCCACUGCUUCCAUCAUGCACCUGUGUGCCAUUUCCCUCGACCGCUACGUGGCCAUACGCAAUCCAAUCGAGCACAGUCGAUUCAACUCCCGCACCAAGGCCAUGCUGAAGAUUGCUGCAGUUUGGACCAUUUCAAUAGGUAUCUCAAUGCCUAUCCCAGUGAUCGGACUGCAUAACAGAGAAAAGGUCUUGAAAAACGGCAUCUGUGCUCUGAAUGAGGAACACUUCAUACUUGUCGGCUCUUUUGUUGCCUUCUUCAUUCCUCUGGUCAUCAUGGUGGUUACAUAUUGUCUCACCGUCCAAGCGCUUCAGCGUCAGGCCACAGUCUUCCUCUAUGAGGGCAAAGCCUCUUCUCAACAGCCUUUACAACCUCCAGCUCCACAUACUUCCCAGUUGGCCCCGCCGCCGGCAUCUCGUCGCAGCAGUCUAAACUGUCUGCGGAUCAGCAACAGCGAUGGAAACAUGCUCGGUCUGACCGUGCCCCCGGACACCAUCUCAAUAAUCCCGAGUUCAGAAGCGCCUUCUCAAAUGAAUUCACCCGCUGGACGGGACCCGGCCGGAAGCCAUGGGCGGCGAGGCAUGAUGCAGGCCAUCAAGAAUGAGCGGCGAGCAUCCAAAGUGUUGGGUGUAGUGUUCUUCCUCUUCCUCAUCAUGUGGUGUCCCUUUUUCAUCACUAAUGUUCUGCACGUCCUCUGCCAUAAAGCCUGUAAUGAGCCUGUGCUGACAGAACUGCUCAAUGUUUUCGUUUGGGUGGGCUACAUCUCAUCAGGGGUCAAUCCUUUAGUGUACACUUUGUUUAACAAGACCUACCGAAGGGCGUUUUCAAGUUACAUGCACUGCCAGUAUAGCCGGGUGGGUCUUAAACCCAUCGCUAUACACGCUCCUUGUCCGUCCCAUGCGGUAGUCACACCCAUCCUGAUCUGCGAAAAAGUUUCCAUCGACCGGAACAGUAACUGCCGCAAUGGGGACGGCAACGGAAUCCGAAAUUUGGAGUCCCACGACAUGGACACUGACCCCGGACUGGAGCUAAAACCGGGAAUAUCAGAGCUGUCGAUAAGCAGCGGUCACAGCCACACAGAACACACCAGCAGUGUCUGAAAACUAGCUUCUAGAGUGACGUAGAAAACAGGACCGAGCUCCAAGUGACGUUUAGGAGAACUCGGAAUUGGCUGCCUAUGCAGCCUCAGCUGUAUUACAGCAUAUAGAAUGUAUGCUGAGUUAGCGACAGAAACAAUAAUCUGACCAAGGUCAGAAAGGGAAGAGGGAAUGUAACGUGCGUGCGAGUGUGUGUUUGUUUGUGUUAACAGGUUCAGAUAUCUGAAUGCCAUUAAGUCCUGCAUGAGCACCCAGUCUUUUACUAAGCAGCAUUGGACAUGCGAGUCUGCAGUCCACGCAAAUAUUCGACAGAUAGAGUCAUAGCAUCCUCUUGUGGUCAGUUGAAUAAUUACAAAAAGUGUGAAUCCAAAAAAAAGUUACUGUGUCAUCCAAGCUAGUUGCAUUACAAUAUGGAUGAAGCUAUGCUGUCUAAUUACACUUGCAAGUCAGAUCAUUGUUUGUGUAACUUGUAACCAUCUCCAGUAUGAUAUGAAGAAUCCUUUGAGUUGCAGUAAACCAAUGAGACAGUUAGAGGUUGCUUAUUGGUCUAACGGUGCGGAGGAAUUGACUGCAAAACUCCAGUUUUCUUUAAACCAUGUCUUACAGUGACCUAGAAAACUGGACCAAACAGAACAAUGGGGAGAAAGUCAUGCUUAACAUAAAACUUAGCAGUUCGCGUUGUAGUCCAGUUUUCAAGGUUUUUUUAGUGGGUAUUGAAGGAAUUAACCUCUAGCUCUGGGGAACAUGCUCUCCUGUGAAUGUAAGGUUUGUUAUAUGCUGCCUCAUCAGGUGGUCAAGACAGAGUGAGAGAAGAAGCAAAGUUGCACAACAGACAAGAGUACUAAAACCAUUUACUUUAUAUGGAUGUACUGUCCAUGGCAACAAAUAUUGGUCUGUAAGACCGAAAAUGUUAAUUUGAGGAUGUCUAGGAACCUAUAAUGUAUAAAGCUGUAAACUAUCGCUGUUUUCCUGUGUAGAUCCUUAGAAUUUCUCCUGUAUCACCUGCCCUUGUUCAAACUCCCAUUUUUAUACCAUAGCCUGUGAAUGUUUUACCAAAUCCUUUAUUGUUAAAAAAAAGCCCAUCACCCUCACAAUGGUACCCUUUUGUGAAGCUGCUAUUUAUUUAAU